GAGUCGCGGGCGGCGGGAGCUCCAAUCUCGGCGGCGGUGGCAGCAGCGGCAGGGGGAGCCUGCGCCCUGCAGCUCGCGAGUCAGUCUCGCGGUGAGGAGGAGCUAGACCGGCGAGAGAGUGUCCGAAGGAAGGAGCGCGGAAGCUGGGAAGGAGAAGAGGGGAGACACGGAAAGGACGGGUGGAACAGGAAGAUGCCGAGUACGGACAUUCUGAUGUUGAAGGCCUUUGAGCCCUACUUCGAGAUUUUGGAAGUGUAUUCCACAAAGGCCAAGAAUUAUGUAAACGGGCAUUGCACCAAGUAUGAGCCCUGGCAGCUGAUUGCAUGGAGUGUCGUGUGGACCCUGCUGAUAGUCUGGCUGUACCAUUUUGUCUUCCAGCCAGAGAGUUUAUGGUCAAGAUUUAAAAAGAGAUGUUUUAAGCUCAUCCGGAAGAUGCCUAUUGUUGGUCGCAAGAUCCAAGACAAGUUGAACAAGACCAAGGAUGAUAUUAGCAAGCACAUGUCAUUCCUGAAAGUGGACAAAGAGUACGUGAAAGCCCUGCCCUCUCAAGGUCUGAGCCCGGCCGCUGUUCUGGAGAAGCUCAAGGAAUACAGCUCUAUGGAUGUCUUUUGGCAAGAAGGGAAAGCCUCCGGAGCAGUGUACAGUGGGGAGAAGGAGCUCACCGAACUCCUUGUGAAGGCUUAUGGAGAUUUUGCCUGGAGUAAUCCACUGCAUCCGGAUAUCUUCCCAGGACUACGUAAAAUAGAGGCAGAGAUUGUGAGGAUAGCAUGUUCCCUCUUCAAUGGGGGACCAGACUCCUGUGGAUGUGUGACCUCUGGGGGGACAGAGAGCAUACUGAUGGCCUGCAAAGCUUAUCGGGAACUGGCCUUCGAGAAUGGGAUCAAAACUCCAGAAAUCAUAGCCCCCCAGAGUGCCCAUGCUGCAUUUGACAAAGCUGCCAAUUAUUUUGGGAUGAAGAUUAUACGAGUUCCACUGAACAAAAUGAUGGAAGUGGAUAUUCGGGCAAUGAGAAGAGCCAUCUCCAGGAACACUGCCAUGCUCGUCUGUUCCACCCCGCAGUUUCCUCAUGGCGUGAUAGAUCCUGUCCCUGAAGUGGCCAAGCUGGCUGUCAAGUACAAAAUACCUCUUCAUGUGGACGCUUGUCUGGGGGGCUUCCUCAUCGUCUUUAUGGAGAAAGCCGGAUACCCACUGGCGCAGCCAUUUGAUUUCCGGGUGAAAGGUGUGACCAGCAUUUCAGCGGACACUCAUAAGUAUGGCUUCGCCCCCAAAGGCUCUUCAGUGGUGUUAUACAGUGACAAGAAGUACAGGAGCUAUCAGUUCUUCGUUGCCACGGAUUGGCAGGGCGGCAUCUAUGCUUCCCCCACCAUUGCGGGCUCACGGCCUGGCGGCAUUAGUGCAGGCUGUUGGGCCGCCUUGAUGCACUUUGGUGAGAGUGGCUAUGUUGAAGCUACCAGACAGAUCAUCAAAACCACUCGCUUCCUCAAGUCAGAACUGGAAAACAUCAAAGGCGUCUUUGUUUUUGGGAAUCCUCAACUGUCCGUCAUUGCUCUGGGCUCCCGUGAUUUUGACAUCUACCGACUAUUUAACCUGAUGACUGCGAAGGGGUGGAACUUGAACCAGUUGCAGUUCCCACCCAGCAUUCACUUCUGCGUCACGUUGGUACACACCCGGAAGCGAGUAGCCAUACAGUUCCUAAAGGACAUCCGGGAAUCCAUCACUCAAAUCAUGAAGAAUCCUAAAGCAAAGACCACAGGAAUGGGCGCGAUCUACGGCAUGGCCCAGGCUACCGUUGACAGGAACCUCGUGGCAGAAUUGUCCUCUGUCUUCUUGGACAGCCUUUUCAGCACAGACACUGUAACUCAGGGUAACCAGAUGAAUGGUUCUCCAAAACCCCGCUGAGCUGGGACCCUCUGUAGCCCCGAGGGGCAUCUGGCCUUUAGAAGGUUCUCGGGGUGGGGAACAGGCCACGCGGUUUCAUCUGGUCUUGCUCCACACAGCACAACGGAACAGACCACGGACAGCUUGAUCCUCAGGAUAAUUUGCAUCCUUCUGUGGUUCUAUAAUGUGAAGACCAGAGGAUUCCCUUAUACAACUGUUUUGCCCUUACUCUAAAUGUUACCCUGGGAAUUGUUUUAACCAUUUCUUUCUCUAACGUGUCUUGCUCUCAACUUCACUUAAUCACUGUGUGGCAGCUCUGACCUGUCCUGACUCCUUGGGAGGCUGGUUAAGUUUUGAGACAGGAAAAGGUUUGCUUUGCUACCUCAGGCAGGAGGCUCCUCCAGCCCCUCCUGGAGCGGUCAGUUGUCUCGCAGCCCCUCCUAGUGCAGCUCCUGUUACCCUCCCAGGACCCAGAGUGCCCAGGGCGUUGUUCCUGUUCCGCAGGGUCGGCAUGGUCAAGCGGAUCUGCUUGGUCCACCGGUCCUCUUCUGUGCUUGCAGUCCCCAUUUCAUACUCUGUUGCCACCAUCUUUGAAGAUUCUUGUUUGAAAUUAUGCCACUGGUUUGUCCCUGCUUCCAUGGGCUGGGUUCAAGAGAACUCCAUGUCCAGAGACUAGGACAUUCUGGCCCCGGUGCUUGCCUCUCUGACUUGCCAGUGUUCAGAGCACACCUGAACCUUCUCCUGGGCUGGUGAUGGUCAGAACCAGACCCUUUUCUAUACUUUUCUGCGUAUGAGAGUAAGAUGAGCACCCUAAUUCAAAUGUGUGUCACCAGAGUUGGUGGCGGUCCUCCCCUCCCCUGUUGCUCUAAGCCAUCAUGUAGGAGAAUGUUUGCUUGAAGGAACAGCUCAAAGCACCUUCACAAGGUGCCCUGACUUACCUGAGGUAGGUGUGGGGAGGGCGUGAGAGCCCCCAAGGUAAGGAAAACCUCUCUCCGUUAGUGUGGUCUUCCUGCCUCUUCCCCCUUUAUUCAGCUCCCAAAGGUACUACGGCAGUUAAGCCUCAGGUACUGCACUCCUCGGCCCUGGCUAGGAUGAGAUAAACCUUCAGGAAUAGGAAAACAGGAUGCAAGUGUCAGUUGUGGCCUGGGGUCUGGGAUUCCUUAUUAAGACUAGUUGCUCAGGGUGGUGCAGGGACGGGACCCAACCCUGCACCCACUUUCUCCCUUUUCCCUCCGCAUGGGGCCCCGAUGUAGGCUGAGCCACUGUCCUACUCUCAUGACGACAUACCGUGUGCCUUCUUCCUCUGCAGCCAGCAGUGACGGGCUAUUCCUGACCCAGGUUCAAGGGGAAAUGGGUCAGUCUUUCGAGGUUUUUAGCUGGGUAGAGGAUAAGUCAGGAGUAAUUGUCCUCGGUUCCACCACUCUCCUCAGGGACUUCUCAAUAUUCAGCUUCUUCAGGCUGGUGUCCUCUAGUCCCCUUCACUGGGAGUGCUGGCCUGGAGAGCCAAGACACCCCGACUGCCCCCAGCUGCUCGGCACAUCUGUCUGAAGUGUUCUUUAGCACUGUACUUCCUCCACAGUAACUGACCCACUGGCCGUGCCAUUGCAAGGCUGGUGCGUUUCAGUCUGUCUUUUGUGGAUUCCAAGGGUGGCUGGAGAACGCACGUGUUGGAGGCUGAGAUUCUUCAGACAUGAGAGUCACGUUCUCCCCAGAGGCCGAGCACCUCCUGAGGGGAGCUGUAGUCAGAGCUGUGCAUGAACGUCCCUGGGUCUCCAGUGCGGUCGUUGUGUUGGAGAAAGCCCAGACCCAGAGCGACCCAGCAGGCGCCACUGUGGUUUGUCAGAGAAGCAGGUGCCCUACAGAGUGUGCUGCUGCUUCCAGUGUCUCCCCAUGACCUUCCUCUGUGCUGUGACAUUGCUGCUAAGGGGCGAUGGUGUUUUUCAAAGGGACCUGCUGUGGCGAGCCACUUGAUGAUCAUGAGCGUUAGUCUGACUUAGUACUUGUGGGCUUUCUAUUCUCUCUGUAUCUGUGCACGUUAGUUAACACCUAGUCAGGCAGAGGUGGGUGGAAUGUCUUAAUAUCAUGUUGCUAGCAGAUGUCACAUUGGCCUCUGCAAAAAUCAGACUGUCUAGUUUGUGCAUUAGUAGUCGCAUGAAUAUACUGCCAUGUCACUUUUAAUAUGAUGAGUUUUAUACUUGGAAAAUGGUACUUGCCUCUUUUAGAUCUUUUCUCUAACCUCUCCCUUUUCCGUCUCAAUGUUCCCUAAUUGCAGCAAUACUCUUAAGAAGCAAUUAAGUGAUUAAAUGUCUCAAAU
This is a messenger RNA of Vicugna pacos (alpaca), 4192 nucleotides long. NCBI's taxonomy places the organism in Eukaryota, Metazoa, Chordata, Mammalia, Artiodactyla, Camelidae. The record is from RefSeq and is a predicted model, not a curated record.